Molecule: messenger RNA, 2053 nt
Organism: Ostrinia nubilalis (European corn borer)
Lineage: Eukaryota; Metazoa; Arthropoda; Insecta; Lepidoptera; Crambidae
Product: protein lozenge-like
Exons: 6
Coding region: 620-1915 (431 amino acids)
Biological process (GO): regulation of DNA-templated transcription
Cellular component (GO): nucleus
Molecular function (GO): DNA-binding transcription factor activity, RNA polymerase II-specific; RNA polymerase II cis-regulatory region sequence-specific DNA binding; ATP binding
Source: RefSeq, a predicted model, not a curated record
CGCUCGGCGAGGUCGCGCGCAGCCUCCGCGGCUGAGUCAUCGGGCAGUCCGUACCGUACCACGCUGUUUACAAAACUACGAGCUCCCAUUGACGCAACGCGCGGGAAAUAUCUUGAAUAAAUUAGCUCUCAGCUGAUGUUGACAGCGGCACAACUUCUGCGAACGCCGGCCGGAACCUUUGACACGAAUGCUUAAGAUUUCGGCCAGUUUUGCACCGACUCUCGUUCGUGACUCAUCUAAAAUGACGAAAGUUAAGUUGAAGAACUCAAGGUUCGGAUUAAACUAGUGCGUUAUGUCGAGGAAAAUACUUAUUUAAUAAAACUUAUCGCCAUUGAAGCGCACAAAAGAACAUUGUGAAUAAUACGUGUGUUUGAAACUAUUGUUUACUGGUUAAGUGUUCGUCGCAUGAGUUGAAGAUUGUUUAAUUUAUUGAGUAUUGGAAUCCGAACUUGUAGCGAGCAAGCAAGUGGUAGUCAUCGUAUGCUUAGUUGUUUACGUAAAGUUUGAGCGUUGGAAAGGUGCCAAGAUAAACAUUGUGUUAGACAAAAAGCGUCGUAGUGACCUUGAGUGAGGCGUAGGAGUGGUGUCCAGUGUCGGGCAAAGGUUGUGAUGGUUUAGGAUGCAUCUCCCGUACGAGUCGCGGGGCCGUCGCCGCCGAGAGAUGGUGGAACUGGAGCCCUGGUGGAUGCAGAGCAUCAUCGAGGAGACGAGGGCAGAACACCCUGAUCUAGUGCCAACCGGCAGCCCGGACUUCAUGUGUUCCAUGCUGCCUCAGCACUGGCGGUCCAACAAGACUCUGCCCGGGGGGUUCAAGGUGGUCGCCCUAGGAGAGGUGUUGGACGGAACCCUGGUCACCGUCCGGGCAGGGAACGAUGAGAACUGCUGUGCGGAACUGCGGAACAACUCUACUGUGAUGAAGGAUAGAGUCGCCAAGUUCAAUGACCUGAGGUUCGUCGGGAGGAGUGGGAGAGGGAAAAGUUUCUCGCUAACCAUCAUGAUAUCCACGAGCCCGCCGCAAGUGGCGACCUACCAGAAGGCCAUCAAAGUCACCGUGGACGGCCCGAGGGAGCCGCGCUCCAAAACUAGUACUAACGCAACCACCCACCCCAUCAGAACCUUCAACUUCCAAAGAACGUUCAUCGACUCGCAGAUCGCGCUUCGAGACGUGGAGUUCAAGAGUCCACCGAUGAGGAGCAUACGCUCGCUGUCUCAUGAAGAACGGGAGUACAAGACUAACGCCAACCUGCCCACGGGAGAAACCAGCGGCAACAUUUUGGGUGCUAGCGAGUGGAACACGGGGUAUCCUUCGUCCGCCACGGUGUACCCGGCCUACGGACCCCUGCAGCCGGCCUACUACAAACCCGACCCCACCAUACAUAUCCCUGCAGUGCUGCCUCCUGAGCUUCCUCUGGGGCACACGGACUACGGCGGCUUCCAGACCGGAGGCACCGGCUUCGUCAAGGGCAGUCCCGGGGGCCCGGCCCUCACUGAACUGAACACGCCGGCCCCAGUCCCCGCCCAGCGAUACGACGCUAACUACUACAACUCCUGGCCCACCAACACGUACAACUACAACAACUACCAAUACAACAACAUAAACAACAACCCAGCCUGCCUCCAAUCACAUACUCCCUACAUCAACCCCAAUCCCCAAAUGAUCCUCCCAAACCUAUACUCGACUGUCAACCAAAACCAAAUACACGUACACCUACACAGCUCUGCUGACAAACACAGCCUUGAGCAGUACAUUCCCAGCGAGAUCAAAAUAAGCGACAUCGACGGAGGCAUCUCUAUCACCACUGAACUCCAAGGCGCCGGAGAAACGUCGGGCCUCGUACAAACCUGCGACACCGGAGAAGAAGCCAAGCACGCCCUCUACGGCCCCAGCAGCCAAGAAGUCUGGCGGCCAUAUUGACAGUUCGCUCACCACGACAAUCAACAUUCCGUUGUACAUAUUGUGAUAUAGAUUUAUUAGAAUAAAUAAUUAUGAAAUUCUAGAUAAUUGUAUAGAAAUAAAUUAAUGUUAAACAUUAAUUCGAAGUUAAGUGUUAAA